Molecule: messenger RNA, 1023 nt
Organism: Cynara cardunculus var. scolymus (artichoke)
Lineage: Eukaryota; Viridiplantae; Streptophyta; Magnoliopsida; Asterales; Asteraceae
Product: 2-hydroxyisoflavanone dehydratase-like
Exons: 2
Coding region: 10-984 (324 amino acids)
Molecular function (GO): hydrolase activity
Source: RefSeq, a predicted model, not a curated record
CUCAACAUCAUGCUUUCAGAUCAAGAAGAGGAGGUAACGGUUGAACUUUUGCCUUUCCUCCGUGUCCGUAAGGACGGCACGGUGGAGCGACUCUAUAACCCAACACUAUCUCCACCAUCACCGUCUGCGACCACCACUGGCGUCUGCUCUAAAGACACCGUCAUUUCACCAAAUGUCUCAGCCCGUAUCUACCUACCCAACCCAGCUUCAUUGCAUAGCAAGAAACUACCCAUCUUGGUCUACUUCCAUGGUGGAGGUUUUUGCAUAGAGUCUGCCUUCUCCACCCACUGCCACCGAUACAUAACCACCAUAGCAUCUCUGGCCAAUGCUCUUAUAGUCUCAGUUGACUACAGAUUAGCUCCAGAAAACCCUCUUCCGGCAGCUUAUGAAGAUUCAUGGACUGCUCUACAAUGGGUUGCUUCACAUGCCAACAAAGAACACAACAAAAAAGACGAACCAUGGCUGGUUCAGCAUGCAGAUUUCGACCGUCUAUAUAUAGGUGGCGAUAGUGCAGGUGCAAAUAUUUCACACCAUAUGGCCAUGCGAGCUGGCAUUGAAGAUUUGCAUGGCAGGGUCAAGAUUCUUGGUGUGUUUCUAUCACACCCAUACUUUUUGGGGUCAAAACCACUUGGCUCAGAGCCGAUUACCGGUCGCGAAAUGUCUCUUUUAUACAAGACGUGGAUUAUCGCUUAUCCUGGUGCUCCUGAUGGUAUCGAUAAUCCAAGAAUCAACCCAUUUGCCAAAACUGCGGCUUGUUUAACGGGUCUUGGAUGUCGAAGGUUGAUGAUUUGUGUUGCAUCAGAGGACGAGUUAAGAGACCGAGGGGUACGAUACUACGAUGCAGUGAAAGAGAGUGGAUGGCAAGGGGAAAUAUCGUUGUUUGAGGUCCAAGGAGAGGGUCAUAGCUUUCAUAUCUUUAACCCUGAAACAAAGAAUGCAAUGGAGAUGUUUACACGUUUGGCUGGAUUUCUCCAAGAGUGUUAAUAGAAUAAACACGGUGUAUAUAAGACUCAUUCUUUGAUG